AUGGCCGUCCGCAAGCGGCCUGCCGCCGUCCACGCCCGCGCGACCACCACCAAAGGCUGCAAGAGGAGGCGCAUCCGGAUCGGCAGCACCGAGGACUACGAGUUCGACGACACGCCCUGCCUCGGCAAGGGCAGCUUCGGCACCGUCGUCAGGGCGCGCCACCGCGCCACCGGCAGGACCGUCGCGAUUAAGUUCCCCUGCGACUCCGAGGACCCCGCCGACGCCGCUGCCGAGCUCCGGCGCGAGGCCAGCUUCCUCGCGGCCUGCGCCGGGAACCCUUACGUCGUCGGCUCCCACGGCCUCGUCUGCGACCCGGCCACCCCAAGGCUCGGGCUCGCCAUGGAGUACGUCGCCGGGCCGACUCUCCACGGUUUCUUGCGGGAGAGGGCGCCGCUCCCGGAGCCCAUCGUGUGCGCCUACAUGUGGCGGCUGCUCACCGGCGCCGAGAAGAUGCACCGGCUCGGCAUCGUCCACCGCGACCUCAAGCCAUCCAACAUCCUCGUCGGGAAAGGGGGAAAGAUCCUCAAGAUUUGCGACCUCGGCCUCGCCAUGUCCCUGCGCACGGCCGACCGGACGCGGUGCAGCGACGCCGGCACGCUGCCGUACAUGGCGCCCGAGGUGCUCCUUGGGAAGCCGGACUACGACGCGGGGGCGGACACGUGGUCGCUCGGGUGCGUCAUGGCCGAGAUGCUCACCGGCAGGCCGCUGUUCAAGGGCGACGUGAGGAGGGACGAUCCGGUACGCCAGCUUCGCACUAUCUUCCGCGUCCUAGGCUCGCCGGACGACAGGACGUGGCCGGAGUUCACGUCGCUGCCGCUCGCCGGCGCGGUGCGGAGAUCGUUCCAGUUCCGGGAGCAGCAGCGCAGCACGCUGGGAGACCUCUUCCCCGCGGAGAUGCUGUCUGAGGACGGCUACCAGGUCCUGAAAGGGCUUCUUGAGUGCAACCCCGGCAAGCGGCUGACGGCCGCCGCCGCGCUCCAGCUCCCGUGGUUCAUGCCUGAGAUCGACGUCGGCACCAACACCGACGGCGCGUUCAUCCCGCCGGCAACUCCCAGGGAGGAGAAUCUGCUAAGGAUCCCACUUGAGAUGUGGAAGAAUUCGCAACGGCUUGAGUGUGCUUGA
Messenger RNA from Triticum turgidum subsp. durum (durum wheat), 1122 nucleotides. The record is from the annotation of a GenBank genome assembly. Lineage: Eukaryota; Viridiplantae; Streptophyta; Magnoliopsida; Poales; Poaceae.